Molecule: messenger RNA, 336 nt
Organism: Piliocolobus tephrosceles (Ugandan red Colobus)
Lineage: Eukaryota; Metazoa; Chordata; Mammalia; Primates; Cercopithecidae
Gene: TAC4
Product: tachykinin precursor 4
Exons: 5
Coding region: 1-336 (111 amino acids)
Biological process (GO): inflammatory response; tachykinin receptor signaling pathway; positive regulation of cytosolic calcium ion concentration
Molecular function (GO): substance P receptor binding
Source: RefSeq, a predicted model, not a curated record
AUGCUGCCCUGCCUCGCCCUGCUUCUCCUGAUGGAGCUGUCCGUGUGCACUGUGGCAGGUGAUGGUGAGGUGGAACUCAGCACCAAAGCAGAGACCUGGAUAACUGUGGCCUUGGAGGAAGGCGCUGGCCCCAGCAUUCUGCUCCAGCUGCACGAGGUGAAGACGGGCAAGGCAAGCCAGUUCUUUGGGCUGAUGGGGAAGCAAGUGGGAGGAAGACCUCUGAUCCAGCCAAGAAGAAAAAAAGCAUAUCAGGUGGAACACAUGUUCCAGGGCCUCCUGGGCAAGAGAAGUCUGUCCACAGAAGGCAGAGAGGAUGAGGCCCAAGGUUCAGAGUAA